ACCUGCCUCUGGUUAGAGUUCGGGACGCGCACGUGUUGCCCGGGCACUAAUCAGAGAGCUAUUUAGUCUACGCCCUGGCCUCACUCGGGCUGGUGGUCUUCUGUUACACUUGCGAGGCAUUGUGAUGCCGGAGGUCGUCUUUUCAAGAUGCAGAGGGAUGUCAGGAAGCGGCUUGCAGAACCUGCAGGAGCAGCAGCGACAUGUCCAUCUGGUCCUGCAACGCCUACUAGAGAACUGGCUGUUUGUGAAAGCGGAAAAAUGUGAGUUUCACACGCCUUCGGUGGGAUUUCUGGGAUAUAUCAUUGAGAAGGGACACAUCAGAGCCGACCCCAAGAAGGUCGAGGCGGUGAUGGAGUGGACCCAACCCACCACCCGUACAGAACUGAGACGGUUUCUGGGAUUCGCUGGGUUCUACCAUCGAUUCAUCCGGGACUUGUUAGCUGCUCUUCUCCAUGCCCUCACCUCUACGCUUCUUCCCUUCCAGUGGACCAAAGAGGCCAGUGUGGCCUUCAAAAGCCUGAAGGAGAGCUUUAUCUCCCCCCCUGUCCUCAUCCACCCCGAACCAGACAACUCGUUCACUGUGGAAGUGGAUGCAUCUGAUUCGGUUAUCGGGGCGUUACUCUCCCAGCGCUCUUGUGUGGAUAAGUGGCUACACCCAUGUGCCUUUUUUUCCAGACGCCUCUCGCUGGAGGAACGCAACUAUGAUGCGGGGAACAGAGAACUGCUGGCAGUACAUGAGGCACUGACGGAGUGGAGGCACUGGCUUGAGGGGGAAAACAUCUGUUCCUGGUUUGGACUGACCACCGCAACCUAAUCCACAUCCUUUCUGCCAAAAGACUGAACGGGCGUCAGGCGCGCUGGCACAGAUUUUUAGUCGUUUUAACUACACUCUCUUGUUCAGGCCGGGCUCUCGCAACACUAAGGCUGACUUCCUCUCCCGACAGUUCACAGAAGGGCCCACCACCACACUUACGGCAGAGCCCAUCCUCCCUCCUGCUCGGAUAGUGGGUUCCAUCGCUCACUAUCAUUCGUCCGGCGGUGGUUCUGGUGGCCAUCGAUGGAGUCAGACACCCGGGAGUUUGUUGCCGCUUGCACCACAUGUUCCUGUAACAAAGCAUCCCACAGUCCCCCGGCGGGCCUCUUAUGGCCCCUACCUGUCCCCGGCCGACCCUGGUCCCACAUCGCCAUGGAUUUCGUGACGGGAUUUUCCGUC
This is a messenger RNA of Entelurus aequoreus (snake pipefish), 1213 nucleotides long. RefSeq lists its product as uncharacterized. The record is from RefSeq and is a predicted model, not a curated record. The transcript has 3 exons. Bases 125 to 814 code for a protein of 229 amino acids. NCBI's taxonomy places the organism in Eukaryota, Metazoa, Chordata, Actinopteri, Syngnathiformes, Syngnathidae.